ACUGUCUGCUCUUAUCUCCAGUCCUGCCUCUGCGAUGCAAGUCACGGUGCAGAACCCAUUCAAUGUGGUCAUCCUAUUUCAACCUGUCACUCUCCAGUGCAACUACCAGACUUCAGCCACCCAACCACCUAUUGUCACGUGGAAGUACAAGUCUUACUGCCGGAGCCGCCUGGCAGAUGCCUUUAACCCCAGCAGCCAGGACAGCCAGAUCACCAACCAGCUGCAGCAGAACAACCCUGGAUACAACCCAUACGUGGAGUGCCAGGACAACUCCAGGACGGUGCGGGUUGUAGCUACCAAGCAAGGCAAUGCAGUGACCCUUGGGGACUUCUACCAGGGCCGGCGCAUCACCAUCACCAAUAAUGCUGAUCUCAGCAUUGACCAGACAGCUUGGGGAGACAGUGGGGUGUACUACUGCACAGUGACUUCCAAUCAAGACUUGCAAGGCAACAACGAAGCCUACGCUGAGCUCAUUGUUUUGGGCAAAUCCUCCGGUGUCUCAGAGCUUUUGCCAGGCUUUCAGAUAGGGCAUAUGGAAGACUGGCUCUUUGUCGUCCUGGUGGUGUUAGGGUUCUUUCUGGUCUUAAUGCUUUUUGGGAUCUGCUGGUGUCAGUGCUGCCCUCACACCUGCUGCUGCUACGUCCGAUGCCCCUGCUGCCCUGAGAAGUGCUGCUGCCCUGAAGCACUCUACCUUGCAGGAAAAGCUGCAACUUCAGGGGUCCCCAGUGUUUAUGCACCCACCAUCUAUGCAUCCAGUAACCAUCUGAAGCAGGGGCCCCCACCCACGGUGAUCCCCAUGGGUGCAAUGCCUGCCAUAUACAAUGGUUAUGGAGUGGAUUACGACAGAGCCAGUUCAGUUGGUGGGAACAGCUCCCAGGUGCCCCUCCUGAGGGAUACAGAUAGUAUUGCAAAUGCUGCUGUGCGCAGCGGCUAUCGCAUCCAAGCCAACCAGCAGGAUGACUCCAUGCGGGUGCUCUACUAUAUGGAGAAGGAGCUGGCCAACUUUGACCCCACCCGCCCGGGCCAGCCUAAUGGGAGGCUUGAGAAAGCCUCCGUGAUGAGCGAACUGAGCUCUCUGCAUGAGGACGAUCGGCGCUACGAAUUGCGGCAGGGGCUGGGGCGGCUGCGAGGCCAGGCCAUGUCUCCCAUCAGCGACGUGGAAGAGGAGAGCAUGCGGAGCAGCGAGACUAGGCGCUUGCUACCCCCCUUGCGGCGCGGCCACUACGAGGACCCUCCGUCGCGAGGCUAUGGUCGGCGGCCCCGAUCCCGCUCAGUGGAUGCUCUCGAUGAUUUGGACCGGGACCCUUAUCCAGACCGGCCCAGGAGCCGCGGCCGACGUGGCUCCGAUGAUGACGAGUGGCACCGCCGCGACUAUUCCCCGGACUCCCGCGACGACUAUGACCGCUACGGCGGACGGCGCAGCCGGAGCAGGGAUGACCUGAGGGACCUGGACCGAUCGCACUAUGAUGACCGGAUCCUGCAGGAAGCGCUGCGGCGGAAGCAGAAGGCAGGCGGCCGUGAGGACCGGGAUCAUGCCAGCACAUCGAGUGGGAGGCUCGGCAACAAGAGAAACGGAGAUGAUGAUAGUGGGUUUCCGCCGCCGCCACCUCCGUACACGGAGACAGAGUCUGUUUCUUCCCGUGGGAAGAAUGACCGCAAGCUCCGGAGGAAUCAUGCUGUCAGCAGGGAAAGUUUGGUAGUUUAACCCUUUCCAUACCUCUGCCUUGGGUGGAUGAGAGAAGUCCUGUGCCUUGGACAGCUAUAGCAACUGUGUCUUGGCUUGUUGAUAUGAGCUUUAUUCACCUGGAGUCUAUAAAGUGGAGCAAGUGGAGCUUUCGUGUGUGCCCAGCUGACAACAGGAACUGGUCGACUGGACAAGACUUAAGAAAUGGACCUCUUGGUGCCUUAGGUUUACCUUCAUUGCAAAUCAGCUGAGAAUCUUAAGAAGUUUGCACUGCAGGAGAACUUCUAAGAUCUUUUUUUGGGUGCUCCUUUUAAAUUUGAGGCCUGGUUUUAUUUUUUAUGUAGCGUUCAGGAGGGCACUUGAACGUGAUCCUACAGUACUGUACUGGAAAUGGAAACCAGUGGUCUUAUUCUGCCAAAAGGAGAUCUUCCUCUUCCCCUUACCUUUUUGAAUAAUUUUGAAGCUGAUUCCAAAGAGAAUCUACUCGAACUACUACAUUUUCCACAUAGGUUUUUGAAGUGCUUUAAACACAUUUUUUUCUUUUCUUUUUAUUUUUUUAUUCCAUAAAAUUUAUGUACUGCUUGAUUGUAAAAAACAACCUCAAAAGCAGUUUAUGAAAGUGGUUUAUACAUGAGCUGUGUGAUUUUGUGUGUGCGCGCGUGAAAGAUUUUUUCCCCUUUGUAAAUAAAGUAUAGACUGCCAGUGCUGUAAAUAUUCUAAGGCAGGUUUGGGAAACCUGUGGCCUCUCAGAUGUUGCUGGACUACAAAUUCCAUCACCCCUGACAAUUUGCUGCAUUGGCUGGGGCUGACAGGAGUCUUAACAACAGCAGCAUCACUAUAGGCUCCCCAUCCUUGUUUCUAGACCGCAAAGAGCUUAUAAUUUUGUUGAGAUUGCUGUUUUAUAGAAAUGAAAAUAAAACGAGUAGGAUUGAAUUCUU
Molecule: messenger RNA, 2622 nt
Organism: Lacerta agilis (Sand lizard)
Lineage: Eukaryota; Metazoa; Chordata; Lepidosauria; Squamata; Lacertidae
Gene: LSR
Product: lipolysis stimulated lipoprotein receptor
Biological process (GO): tricellular tight junction assembly; establishment of blood-brain barrier
Cellular component (GO): tricellular tight junction; plasma membrane
Source: RefSeq, a predicted model, not a curated record